AUGUCUUCCAGAUCGCCGCGAGGCUCACUUUCAGGCGCAUCAUCUUCUGCAGAAGUGGCUGCCGACUUCGAGGACGCCUUGAAAGACCUGCAAGGCAACAACAGAUAUGAAAUCAGCAACCUCACCAUCAUCGCGAAGGAGAACACAGAGCACGCUCAAGCUAUCUCAAAAGUCCUCGAGAAUCAUAUCAAGACGACUCCAGCAAGCCGCAAACUCCCAGCGUUCUACGUCCUUGAUAGUAUUGUCAAGAAUGUCGGAACUCCAUACACAGUCUAUCUCGGCCGUGACCUGUACAGAACAUUCAUGGAUGCUUACACACUGGUCGAUGGAACAACGAGAAAAGCGAUGGAAGGUCUUACGAAGACCUGGAAAGAACCAGUGCCGGGCUCGAUAGAUCCCCGUCCAGUGUUCCCUCUCGAGACUGUCCGACCGAUUGACAAUGCCCUGAUCAAGGCAAGAACCGCGGUCCUCCAAAGCAGACAACCUCAAGUUCCUUACCGAGGCAACAUGCCAACACCGCCGCAGCACAACGGGCAGUUCUCCACGCCACCGCACCCACUUCCGCCUCAGCCGUAUCAGGCGUAUGGUCAACCACAGCCACAGCAGCAGCAACACACAUAUCAGCCUCCGCCUCAGCAACAAAUACAGCCAGCCUCCCAUGACGUGGAAGGUGUGAAACGAGAUAUUCAGGCGUUGAUACCACGAUUCCAACAAAUGCUCGCUAGCAACCCAGGCGAGGGCAGGUUCCAGGCGCAGCUGGGCGCUCUCCAGCAACUGCUUAACCUUCUACAGAACCGAGCGCUCAGUCCUCCAGAGUUUCAAGCGGUCCGCAACCAGGUGACAAUACUGUCGUCGCAGAUACCAACUCAGCAACCUGCGCGUCCCCCGCCGCAAGCUGCUGCACCAACGCCCCAGUGGCAACAGCCUGCGGCAGCGCCCUUUGCUCCACCCUACCAACCUCCACAACAACCACAAUAUCCCAAUGCCCAAUUUCCACUUCCUCUACCAGCUCAGGUGCCACCCCAAGGCACCGCAGCGCCGCCAGUGAUGCCGCCAUCUGCACUCAGCAAUUUGCAAGCCCUGCUGGCAAAUGUACAGAAGCCGAGCACGCCACAAAUGCGCGCAGCGAUCCCGGAGAUCCGCAAUGCGACCCAUUCGCAGCUCCAUACCGUUCAAAACCACACCGCGGCAGCACCAAGUGCAAACGGCCCGGUCGAUCUGUUGGCUGCAUUGUCAAAGGCCGGCAUCAUCAACACGGCCCACCCAGCAUCAACACCAAUACCUCAUGCCCCUCCUCCAGCUACUGCCCCACCCAACCUCGACUUCUUGAAGUCGCUGCAAAGUAUACUUCCGCCGGUCCAAGGUGGUGCCCCGAUGCAAAUGCCGAACGUACCACCAGUACAGACCAUCACUGCAGCUUCCCUCAAGGUUCAUCGACCAGAGUUGAUACAUGCUCUCUACGAUGCACAGCCGAAUCAGUGUACUCAAUGCGGACGACGCUUCUUAGCAACCGAAGAAGGACGGGAGAAGAAGCAGCGACAUCUCGACUGGCAUUUCCGCACUAAUCAGCGCAUUGCUGACCCGAACACCAACCGAGGCCAUCAUCGGAAUUGGUACGUCGACGAAAUGGAGUGGAUCAAGCAUACCGAGUUUGACUUAUCUACCACAACUGCAACAGCACAGGAUGCCGCCGCGGCAGCCAAGAUCAAGGACGACCCAUCACAGAAGUCAGUACGAGCACCUGCAGGUAUGACGAAGAACACGUGCAACAUCUGUCAGGAGGAUAUGCACAGCCAGUACUCGGAUGAACUCCAGGAUUGGGUAUUUGCCAAUGCCGCGGUUCAGAAUGGGAGGAUAGUGCAUGCAACAUGUCUGGCCGAGAUGACGAAGCCUGCCCUGGGUGGUUCCUCGGCUGGAUCACUUGCGGCUGCGCUUGCGAGUGUCGGUGGUGGUGGAUGCAGAGAGCGAAGUGCUACUCCGGACUCCCUUAAGAGGAAGGCGGAGACAGCGAUGGAUGGUGGAGGUGCACGUUUGAAGAUGGGAUAG
This is a messenger RNA of Fulvia fulva, 2046 nucleotides long. RefSeq lists its product as uncharacterized. Gene Ontology annotation, molecular function: mRNA binding; RNA polymerase II complex binding. Gene Ontology annotation, cellular component: mRNA cleavage factor complex; cytoplasm. Gene Ontology annotation, biological process: termination of RNA polymerase II transcription. Bases 1 to 2046 code for a protein of 681 amino acids. NCBI's taxonomy places the organism in Eukaryota, Fungi, Ascomycota, Dothideomycetes, Mycosphaerellales, Mycosphaerellaceae. The record is from RefSeq and is a predicted model, not a curated record. The transcript has 3 exons.